AGGAGGAGGAGGAGGAGAGGGAGGAGGAGGAGGAGGAGGAGGAAGAAGCCUGCCGUUGCGCGACAAUGGUGCAGGGGCCCGCCGCGCGCCUUGCGCUCGCGGCGGCGCAGGUGGAGCAGGACGGCCGUCUGGAGAGGAGCCGGACGCCAGCAGUCACCACGUUGUCCAUCCACGGCGGCUCGCCGAAGGACACACUGACGCUGCCCGUGGAAACCCGGACCACAGUGUGGGACAUCAAAUUGAUGCUAGCGUUCAAGACCAAUCGCAGUCCCGAGGACAUGACGUUCGUUGUGAAGCAGGGCUGCAGCUGGAGGGUUCAGUACGACCACGAGGAGGUGGGGCGGAAGGUCGUCGUCAAAGGCAUCCGCAGUUUCCAGCGGGAGAGGUUCCAGUGGCACGCGCCCAUCGCAGUCAUCGGCUCGGGGCACGCGGGUCUCCGGCAGGCGCUGUUCUUCCUGAAGCACAACGAGCACAACUUUGUGGUCUACGACCGGAAGGCGAAGGUGGGGGGCAUGGCGUGGCAGGACUCGGCGAACGAUUCCUCGAAGCUGCAGACGGAGAUGGGCUGCUACCACCUGCAGUACGACGAGGACAAUCCCGUGCCCACCGACCUGCCGACGUGGCCCUCGCGGGCGCAGCUGCUGAGGCACUUCGAGCAGGUUGCAGAGGAAUACGGAGUCAUGAAGUACUGUAGGAUGUGCACGAAUGUCAAGGAGAUCAUCAUCGAAAACACCGCAGGCAGCCACCCAUCUGCCAAGUCGCAGGCGUGGACGGCGCAGACGUACAGACUCGUGUUGGAACCUACAGAUGGCUCCGGCGAUGGAAGAGGGGAUCACAUCGGUGCCACCGGUGAAGCUUGUUAUUCAACCGACCAUUGCGGAGUCAUCGUGUACCCAGGGAACUUAGCAAUCCCUCGCAGAGAGGUCUAUGCUGGUGAAGAUCUGUUUGGCUGCCCAAUAGCCUAUGGAAUUUGGAAUGAUUUUGAUUACAAACAGGUUGAUGGUAAGGAUAUCUGCAUCGUCGGUCAUGGUGCUUUCGCUCUUGAGAAUAUACGUACUUGUUUGGAGUACAAUGCUCGCAAAAUCUAUUUGGUCUGUCGCAAGAAAAAUCUUGCAAUGCCCAGGGUGACCUCGUGGCUCAUAAAUCAGUCCCAGCCACACCUGAGCACAACGCUGUGCCUGGACUCCAUGAAGCCAAUGUACCAGCUCGCCGCGGACCGCUCUGGAGACGCCUCGUUUGACCCUUGGGUAUACCAUUCUGUGCAUGCGAACAAGGACCGCACUCACGUGACGAUCAGUCAGAAGGCCCGCUUCGGUAUUGGUGACAUGUAUUUUCUUGCUAUCGCCAUGGGGGUAUGCGAGGUCGUGCUGGGCAAGAUCAAGCGCCUCACCCCAGGGUGCGUGCACUUGGAAAGUGGAAGGGAGUUCCAGGCACAGGGGCUUCUGAAGCUCUUAGGUUUUUACGGCAAUUUCGAUAUCGACCGCCUGGUGCAGAUCAAGACCAUGCACGGUUGGUGGGCCAACGAGGAUUUCCGGCGUUGCGUGAUCUCCGAGGCCACCGGCGUCGACGCCAGCAAUUUCGGAGGCACCAGUUUCUCCCCUUCCCUCCGAUCUUGGGUCGAGCAGGCCGCCGUGUUCUUCUGGUUCCCGUCCGACUGGCAGAAGGUGGUCGAGUCCGGCAUGCUGCCCACGCACUCGGCGGACCCGGAGGCGAACGUGCCCGCGUACGUCGUCGACGCCCGCCACGGCACCACGACCUUCGUGGUACUGGAGAGCAUGAUCCCCUUCUUGAUGGAGAGCUCCUCGGUCCGCGGGCUCCUGAAACGGCGGAAGCAGCUCGAGUGCCACCCGCUGCGGACCUUUGUCGAGGAGGCCCGGGCCGAGUGGGAGCAGUACGCGGAGCAGCUCCGGGAGCGCGCGCCACUGCCGCCCCCCAGGUACCCCUACGACUGCGACAGCGUGCAGGCCCUCGUGGACCGGGGAGACGCCGAGGCCGCCGCCGCGGCGGCGCGCCCCUGAGGCGCGUAGGCGGGGGGGCACGGGCCGCCCGUGCGCGGCCCCCUUGGGGGCUGCUGCCGCGCCCAGUCCUCCCGCGCCCCGGGGUCCGGGGUCCUCCCCUGCGUUGGGCGUUGCGUCAUGCCACGCCCAACUGCGCGUUUCGGGCAGGGUUGCGUCGGGCCUGUCCCUCCAUAGGGGGGCUGUUCAAACAUAGUUCAAGAGGAGGAGGAGCACCCCGCCCCUCUUGCUGCGCGCCGCCGGCCGGCGCCUCGCCUGGCAGCCGUCUCCUGGGUGGGCGCAGGCUCUGCGCCCUGCGGCCCUCCUCUGGCGGGGCCCGAAUGCCGGGGCGGUCGGUCCCUGCUCGAUUCGAGAGCUGUGUGCCUCCGCGUGCUCCGUGCACGCCCCCGCGCGGGGUGCGCACAGCGCGCGCGCGGCGUCGGAGGCCCGGGCCCGUGCCGCCUGCUGUGUUUUUUCCCGUGUUUUUUUUCCUCCGUCCUGGUGUCGCCGCGACCACACGGGUCGACUAGACGUAAGAGUGACCUUUCGCCGGAGUGACCUAUGGUUCGCGCAUCACUCUCACCCAGGGUCACUCUUGCC
Messenger RNA from Prorocentrum cordatum, 2594 nucleotides. The record is from the annotation of a GenBank genome assembly. NCBI's taxonomy places the organism in Eukaryota, Dinophyceae, Prorocentrales, Prorocentraceae.